UCCAACAUCAGUGUCUGACCUCACAAAUGUUCUACUACAUGGGCAUACUGGGCACACAUUACCACAGAAACACUCCAAAUUCUUCUGGAAAAUCUUCAUAAGUUAAUAUUGUUUGUUUAAUUUUUAACAUGAUUUCUCUUAUCUACAGGUAAAUAAUGCAAGACAAGUACUGUACAUUCAAAAAAUGACAUGAGCAGGGAUUUACAUUCAAAAUUCAUCUGGAUUUAUGUGGUCGACUUGUGUCAUGGAAAGAGCUAAAGUUCAUUUUCAAAUGAAAACCAACCUUCAGGAUGCCUGAAGUGAGGACAUUCACUACAAAGUGAUGCAGAGGACUAAAAAUAGAAACAAGACUGGACAUUUAAGACGUUGCCUGACACACACACUCAUCUCAGACUACUUGGUGCACAUCAAGACACACACAUUGAUGACAAUAUGAUUAUCUGAUAGCUUGUUGUUAUCUAUUUCCUCUGAGCUUCACACAAGUCAAGUCAGACACGAGUGAAAGGGAACGUGUGUCUUCUUGGCACAUGGUGGCUUUUUAAACUGAAGUAACUGACCUUGUGGAGACCAUCACAGCAUGCACUGUGUGAGCAGAGGAGGUUGCUACCUGGUGAACUCCUACUGUGAUCUUCAGGAGGACAACCGGUGGAAGAAGGAGAGCUAUCAGGCAUGUUGGCUGGACCUCGUCCUUGAAACAAGACCGCAAUACAAGCUGACACUGUCAGAGGUAGACAGCCUUCGCAGAGAGAGUUACAAGGAGCAACAGGUGGUCCACUUCAUGGUCCAGAGGAGUCCCAGCCAGACACUGAGGCUGGGCAGAGACAGCAAAGCCAUGACAAAGCACCAGCUACCCUUCUUCAACACCAGCAGGGAUCGACAUCGCAUCAGCACCUUUGGGUGUACAGAACAACAGCCAGUUGUACUGAGGAAAGGAAAUAAUGAAGCGGAUAAACAGGAAGUGACUACCAUAAGCCAGGACGUCAGGAAGCCAGCCAGAGUGAAUUUCAGAGCCUCGAGUCUGAUGUCGUCACCGAGGGAAAUCUCUCAUCGGCUGCAGAGGAGGGAGUGAAGCGAGGACGUGGAGGGUAUUGCAGUAGUAGAUUUGUGUGAUGAUAUACAGUUUUAUAGAUAUGACCACAUUCUGACACAGAAUCUUUACAACGAUUAUAGGAUAUUCAGCCUUCCAGGAAGAGAUUACACUUUUGUCAGGGGUCUCCAUGCCUAAUAAAGUUUCAUGAAACAGCGUCUGGAACCUCAUUUUGUCUCCUGUUUUCCUGCCGGAGAAAACACAUCCACUUACUUUGCACUGUGUUAGGAUCGGUAAUUUUGUAAUGAGUCCUUUGUUUCUGUCUAUUCCUGUUGCAUAUUGUUUUUUAACAUCUGCAUUUUGAGCUUUCACUUGAAAUAAAUGAUCAUUCUACAGCAUACAAAUCAAGGGCCCGUCAGUAAGAUGAUGUUAUAUUUUGGUAAAUCUAGCAGUACUUUUGAGAUUCUCAGGAGAAUACAAGAACAGCCUGGACAGGAAUUUCUUUCAUCAAAGAUUUAUUCAGAGGAUUUCACAGAAUGGUUUCGGUCAGCACAUUUGAAUUUACCGUAUUAUAUCCAGCACAUAUUCGCCAAGUUAUGGUGAAAACAGAAAACGCUACAGCUUUUGUUAACCCUUUCAUUACAGGGGUGUGGUAUGAUGAAAAAAGUUGGCGUUUGACUGCUGUUGUUGCAAUACUGUGGUAAGGUGCUGUAGUACUGAGGACUACUUUGAGCUCUGUUCCCUCAUUUGGA
This is a messenger RNA of Scatophagus argus, 1779 nucleotides long. RefSeq names its product telethonin. The record is from RefSeq and is a predicted model, not a curated record. Gene Ontology annotation, biological process: cardiac myofibril assembly; skeletal muscle contraction; skeletal muscle thin filament assembly. NCBI's taxonomy places the organism in Eukaryota, Metazoa, Chordata, Actinopteri, Scatophagidae. The transcript is spliced from 2 exons. Gene Ontology annotation, cellular component: Z disc. Gene Ontology annotation, molecular function: protein-macromolecule adaptor activity; titin binding; titin Z domain binding. Bases 578 to 1069 code for a protein of 163 amino acids.